Molecule: messenger RNA, 726 nt
Organism: Oldenlandia corymbosa var. corymbosa
Lineage: Eukaryota; Viridiplantae; Streptophyta; Magnoliopsida; Gentianales; Rubiaceae
Source: the annotation of a GenBank genome assembly
AUGAAUCACCAUCAAGAAUUCAUCUUGGAAACGGAGGAGCAUUCGUACUUUCAGUCUAUCACAUAUGAAGAUCUUCCCGACUGUUUGGAAUGUCAGAAAAUUGGGCAUGAUGAUAAGGAUUGUCGACAUGGGAAGCUGAAAUCAACAACUGUGGAAAGGCAGCCCCAAAAGCCAAUUUCUGUGAAUAAACCAAAGCCUAAGGCUCCUGUUGUAGCAACAACGUGGAAACAAAAAGUGGUGCACGACCAAAAUCAGGAAGGGGUUGAAAAGGAUAAAGGUCCUUUAACAUCAGAGCUGACUGAGAAAGAUAAGGAACACAUCCCAACGGACAUACCAAGUAUUGUUUCUCCGCAGCGACAAAAUUCUUCAGCUAAGAGAAGGUUCACUAAGGAGCAGUUAAAUGCAGUACUGGAAAAGAAUAAGGUGGAGGAAAAUCUCGCCGAUCCUUGGGAUGAAGAGGUGCCAAUUAAUCAGGAAAAUCGUCAACAGCAGCUAGUUCUUUAUCAGGAUCCGGGAAAAACAAUUAAAUUGUCGGAACGAUUCCAUGUUCUGACAGACUUGGAAGAAGAGGGUGACGCUUCAGAGAUGGAAGAAAACCUGAAGGAGACGAUGGCUGGUCAUGAUUCGGAUGGUUCGCAUUCAGACAUUGAAGUGACUUAUUCAGAAUUACAAAAUGAUGUACAGGAAAACAUGCCUUCAACUAUGGAUGAUCUGGAAAUUGGCUAA